CCCCAGCGCCUCAGCCCCGCGGCGGGGAGGAAGGAGACCCCGGCGCCUUCGUAACAACAGAGGGAGAGAACGCGGGAGGGAACCGGGGCCACCGCCGACCCAAAACUGCCCGGGAGGCCGGGCCGGCGGUGCCCGCGGAUAACGGGGUGACCUCCCAGCCCCCCGCGCGCCUUCUCAUUUGCAUAUUUUUACCUUUGCGCCCGGGAGCGGCCAAUCAGCGGGCGCCGGGCGCCGCUCACCUGCUGCGGCCGCGCCCGCCCGCCCGCCCGCCCGCUCGCUCUCUCGCUGGCUGGGCGGGCUUGUGCUGCGCGGCUUGUGCUGCGCGGCGGCUCCGCGGCGGCACGAUGGUGUGCGGGGGCUUCGCCUGCUCCAGGAACUGCCUCUGCGCCCUCAACCUGCUCUAUACGCUGGUAAGCCUGCUGCUGAUUGGAAUUGCGGCAUGGGGAAUCGGCUUCGGCCUCAUCUCUAGUUUCAGAGUUGUUGGAGUGGCAAUUGCAGUAGGAAUCUUCCUCUUCCUUAUUGCCUUAGUCGGAUUGAUCGGUGCGGUGAAGCAUCAUCAAGUAUUGUUAUUCUUUUACAUGAUUAUUCUUUUGCUAGUCUUUAUUGUCCAGUUUUCUGUCUCCUGUGCCUGUUUGGCACUAAACAAGGAACAGCAGAGUCAACUUCUAGAGGUGGGAUGGAAUAACACUAACAGCGCGAGAACAGAUAUUGAGAGAAAUCUGAAUUGUUGUGGAUUCAGAGUUUUUGACCCAAAUGAAACCUGCUCCUCUGAUUGUUUUAGAAGCCGCCAGUGUCAACCAUGUGCACCAAUAAUAGAAGAAUAUUCUGGAAUGGUGCUGAGAUUUGUUGGAGGCAUAGGACUCUUCUUCAGUUUCACAGAGAUUCUGGGAGUCUGGCUGACAUAUAGAUAUAGGAACCAAAAGGAUCCCCGUGCAAAUCCUAGUGCAUUUCUUUGAUAAGUUCAUAAAUGACUGAAUCUUCUCUCUAUACCCUCUACUUCAAAAUACCGAUUCUCCAUAGUUCGGUAUUUCUCCGUAAUAGGGAUUCUACAUGUACCAAAAGAAAACUUUAAUGUCCAUAAGAAAUUUGUCGUUUUCAUAUUUAAUUUCCCACUAUUUUUAUUCUAAGAAUCUCUAUCUUGAAGUAGACUGGUGCAUUUGGUAGCUGGACAGAGUCAGACCAAUGCUCUGAGCUGGUUAAAUAACUCUGUUAAGACUUUGGUAAUUGAUGUGGUGAACUCUCUACAGUGAGUUUUACAGCACUACUGACUUCUUCAAAAAAAUACGAAAGUAUUUUCUGCUGUAUUAAUUGAUUACAAAAAUCACAUGAUUUCUCAUUAAAAUG
Tyto alba (common barn owl) is the source of this 1344-nucleotide messenger RNA. It is a transcript of the gene TSPAN13, whose product is annotated as tetraspanin 13. Lineage: Eukaryota; Metazoa; Chordata; Aves; Strigiformes; Tytonidae. The record is from RefSeq and is a predicted model, not a curated record. The transcript has 6 exons. Gene Ontology annotation, cellular component: membrane. The coding region runs from base 345 to 956 and encodes 203 amino acids.